AUCUUCAAUGGCAGGAGAAAGAGCGACCAGAAGACCGAGAUGAAUUUUAACACUAUCCUAGAAGAGAUUCUUAUUAAAAGGUCCCAGCAGAAAAAGAAGACAUCACCACUAAACUACAAAGAAAGACUUUUUGUUCUUACCAAAUCUGUGCUAACCUACUAUGAGGGUCGAGCGGAGAAAAAAUACAGAAAGGGAUUCAUUGAUAUUUCAAAAAUCAAGUGUGUGGAAAUAGUGAAGAAUGAUGAUGGUGUCAUUCCCUGUCAAAAUAAAUAUCCAUUCCAGGUUGUUCAUGAUGCUAACACACUUUAUAUUUUUGCACCUAGUCCACAAAGCAGGGACCGAUGGGUGAAGAAGUUAAAAGAAGAAAUAAAGAACAACAAUAACAUUAUGAUUAAAUAUCAUCCUAAAUUUUGGGCAGACGGAAGUUACCAAUGUUGCAGACAAACAGAAAAACUAGCACCCGGAUGUGAAAAAUACAAUCUUUUUGAGAGUAGUAAGUGUUCAUCUGAUUCUGUAGUUGUGAUGAGCGAAGGAUAUAUCCCAAGUAAUUAUGUCACAGGAAAGAAAUCAAACAACUUGGAUCAAUAUGAAUGGUAUUGCAGAAAUACCAACAGAAGCAAAGCCGAGCAACUCCUCAGGACAGAAGAUAAAGAAGGUGGUUUUAUGGUGAGAGACUCCAGUCAACCAGGCUUGUACACAGUCUCCCUUUACACAAAGUUUGGGGGAGAAGGUUCAUCAGGUUUCAGGCAUUAUCACAUAAAGGAAACAGCAACAUCUCCAAAGAAGUAUUACCUAGCGGAAAAGCAUGCUUUUGGGUCAAUUCCUGAGAUCAUUGAAUAUCAUAAGCACAAUGCAGCAGGGCUUGUCACCAGGCUGCGGUACCCGGUUAGCACCAAGGGGAAGAAUGCACCAACUACUGCAGGCUUCAGCUAUGAGAAGUGGGAGAUCAACCCAUCAGAGCUGACUUUUAUGAGGGAGUUGGGGAGUGGACUGUUUGGAGUGGUGAGGCUUGGCAAGUGGCGAGCACAGUACAAAGUAGCCAUCAAAGCUAUUCGGGAAGGUGCCAUGUGUGAGGAGGAUUUUAUAGAGGAAGCUAAAGUCAUGAUGAAGCUAACGCACCCCAAGCUGGUGCAGCUCUAUGGUGUAUGCACCCAGCAGAAACCCAUCUACAUCGUUACUGAGUUCAUGGAACGGGGUUGCCUUCUGAAUUUCCUCCGACAGAGACAAGGCCAUUUCAGUAGAGACAUGCUGCUGAGCAUGUGUCAGGAUGUGUGCGAAGGGAUGGAGUACCUGGAGAGAAACAGCUUCAUCCACAGAGACCUGGCUGCCAGAAAUUGUCUAGUGAAUGAAGCAGGAGUUGUGAAGGUAUCUGAUUUUGGAAUGGCCAGGUAUGUUCUGGAUGAUCAGUACACAAGUUCCUCUGGUGCCAAGUUCCCCGUGAAGUGGUGUCCCCCGGAAGUGUUUAAUUACAGUCGCUUUAGCAGCAAGUCAGACGUCUGGUCAUUUGGUGUUCUAAUGUGGGAAGUAUUCACAGAAGGCAGGAUGCCCUUUGAGAAGAACACCAAUUAUGAAGUGGUAACCAUGGUUACUCGCGGCCACCGACUCCACCGGCCAAAGUUGGCAUCCAAAUAUUUGUAUGAGGUGAUGCUGAGGUGUUGGCAGGAGAAACCAGAGGGAAGGCCUUCGUUUGAAGAUUUGCUGCGUACGAUAGAUGAACUGGUUGAAUGUGAAGAAACUUUUGGAAGAUAAAUGGUGGCUCUGGUUUCCAAGGCAAGACGAAGAAAUAGCACGCUGUGGGGAACAUAAUUAAGUUGGCACCGGGGAGUACAGAGGGCUCUCCUUACAAUGUGGGAACUCCAAAGCCUUUGUUUCUGGUCCAGCCUCAGCUCUGUGACUGUUUGGUAGGGUGCAGAGAUGGUGUCUUAGAGAGCAUGGCUUGAAGCAUUCACUAGCUCAUUCCUUCAAGAGCUCCCGUGCCAACAGUGGAGCAUCCAUCGAACCCAGGCCUCAGGGUUUGCCCAUUUUGGAGAUGAACAUGGGGCUGUGUUAGCUGGUGCUAAUAGAAAAGCCAAGAUGUUUGGGAGGGGGAAGAGCCAUGUCCCAGAAACUCUUCUAUGCCCUUUGGCUUCUACAUAAACCUGGGCCUGGAGUGUGGUCUAUAACCGAGUUCUAGGUAAAACAGGAACCCACCCAAAUAAGUAGUAAUCCUCUGUUUUCAAAACAUCUCUUU
Messenger RNA from Cricetulus griseus (Chinese hamster), 2230 nucleotides. Lineage: Eukaryota; Metazoa; Chordata; Mammalia; Rodentia; Cricetidae. The record is from RefSeq and is a predicted model, not a curated record.